Messenger RNA from Aedes aegypti (yellow fever mosquito), 4392 nucleotides. RefSeq names its product nuclear pore complex protein DDB_G0274915-like. The transcript is spliced from 6 exons. The coding region runs from base 363 to 4202 and encodes 1279 amino acids. NCBI's taxonomy places the organism in Eukaryota, Metazoa, Arthropoda, Insecta, Diptera, Culicidae. The record is from RefSeq and is a predicted model, not a curated record.
GAAAGCGCACGGUUUGGCUGUUAGGACCUCGCGCCGAUCAGCAUUCGAUACCUCUUACGAUUUUCUUACGGCUGUGGUGGGCCGAGUCGAGUCGCUGAAAGCAAUAAACACAUCAAGUGAAACAGAUGCGGGAAAUUGUUGACAAAUAUUCAUGAGUUGGCGAGCAAAAGUGUGGCGCUAUUAAAUAUUUGUUUUACCGAAUAGUAAAGGAUUAACGGGUGUGACUAUUAAAGUGCUGGACAACGAAGAAGAACAACGGACAACGGAGAAGAAGAUCGUUCAGAAGUGCUAUCAAAGGCAAUCAGUGCUGGGCAUCAGUUGGAAGGAACGUUCUUGGACCCGUGGCCGUAGAUGAAUAAUUAAUGGUCACAAUGGGGCGCCUCGUCGACUUGUGUUUUAUUAUCCGAAUAUGGCUAGUGUUAGUUAGUGUCAAAAUCAGUCAGUGUGACAAUGCUGAACCCAGAGCAUUAGAUUUAUCAGUUCCUUGGAGACCCCUGCCGUAUCACGUACCUCAGCAGCAGCUGAUCAGUGUAGCGAGUUUUGACACAACCAGCAAGGACGAGCUGGUCCAUAUAGCGCAGCACAAUGCGCACAUCCUGAAGCAGUUCAACCAACCAAUCACCCAGUAUCAGAACCAGAACACGCAACAGGUUCAACCGGUAGGUGGCACACUUCUGCCUCCUCAACAGUCGCCGCCUCAGUCCCAACAGUCGCACAAAAAGCCUCCACCCUAUGGGGGUCAAACUCCCGGACCCAAGUACAUGACCACGCCACUCUUGUUGACCAACGUAAGCCCAGCCAUGGGCAUGGCUCGCCACGCCAACAAACCUUUUGGACCCAAAUCGGAUCAAAUUACCACGCUCAACUUGGUGCACUCGUCCACACCGAAGCUCGUAACUCCUAUCGCUGGACAUCUGGCUCCGGUUGGAGUCAAGGCGGCCAAAUUCAAUGGCCAAUUUAGGGAACCUGUCCACAAUGCACCGCCUACGACCCUCCAGAAAUCCACCAUCAAUCCUCCUCAUCCAGGGAUGAACAAACAUCCGUCUCACAUGGCGGUGGGCUAUCGGCCGAAACAACCAGUAGCCGCUACUUCGAAUCGUUUGGAACAUUACGUCUCUCCAAAUCACCUAUACGGCACCUACAUCCAGUUUGGACAGGCUUCGAGCCCACUGCAGUCAGCGAAAACCAAAUUCAUCAGCCAACUCGCCAGCCAUCCUAGCUUUGAUGCACAGCUCAAAGGUUUACUGCAUGCUGGCGUUGGUAAUGGCUACCAGCAAACGUUUGCCCACAUCAAGAACCUGCAGAAGAUGAACUACCUCCAGCAGCAGAGCAAGCUGCAGCCCUUCUACAAUCACCUCGCACCCGCAGACAUCGAUCUCCCGAAGAAGUUGACUUCAUCCGGAGAGAAAGAUUCAACCAAAGUCCCUGUCACCCCGUCGACGCCACUUUUCCCACACAUUCCUCCCAGUGUCCUGACACCAUUCUUCCAACAGGUUCAACAGCAACAGCAGAACAAGUACGGGUUCAGCUUGAAGACCCAGCAUCCUGCUCCACCGGCAGCAUCUUCCGCGUCGACACAAUUCUUCAAAGAAAAACCUUAUAAGCACCAAUCCAAUUCCCAAUACGAUCCCCACCAGGUUCACCCGACUCCACUCCAACACCAUGGCACUGAAUCGUUUGGAUUCACUUCCUACCAAAGCCAUCAGCAACCCCCCAUCGAUCAUAAACCCCACGAGGCUGUUAAGUUUAAAGAAAACAAACAUGUGUUCAAUGAAAUUCACGACGAAUACUCGAAGAAUCUAGUCCCACCACCUCCUAGCACCCAACAAGCUUUCUCACCUACAAUCACCAACCAUGCAGAACCUAGCAAAGAUCCUAUUGAGAUCCUCAACAAGUACAACAUCAAAUCCCACUCCCCACUUCAAGAUGCCAACCGAUUCAGUUAUGAAUCGUAUGCCAGACCAAGUGCCUCAUCUCACACUCCUUCAUCGACUCCCAGCUCUACUAGCUAUCCUUCCUCGACCUCAUCCCAAUCCCCACCAAGCACGACUCCACGUCAACCAUUCUACAGCCAUUCGAUCAUCUUCGGCGGUGACCACAACGGUUUCAGCACUCCCGUCAUGGUAACUCCGGUCAACGACGACUGGAUUGGACGAGAUAAGUUCAUCACGACCGAAAAGCCCAACGUUUUUAGACAUCUCUUCCGACAGCAAGAAAGCGAAUACAAACAGCACAAGCUGAUGCACCCUAGCUAUACCGGGCUUCCACCGAAUAAGCGACCUUCCUCGACAACUCCCAUUUCAAUUUCGGACGCGUCAACAGAGGAACCUCUGAUCACGCAUAGCUUCUUCACCAUUGAGGAUGCCAUCUCGGAUCCUACCUUGAUUCCUCCUGGCAGUCGCAACAAGUACAAGUAUACCACGGAAGCUGAAGAGAAUAGGUUGGAUGAGCCUCAACCGGAAAUUGUCACCAUUGGGUCCGCUUACCUUGACUCCCAGGAAUUCGGUACCACAACUCCAUACCCAAUGUUCAAAUCCAAGGGCCGCAGGCGUCGUCCAAAGCCAUCCACCGAACAGUCCAUCGAUUCUGAUUAUACUGAAGCUCCAGCCGAGCGUCCAAAUCGUAACCGGUUCCGGUUCCGACCACGACCAACCAUAGAUGCCGAUAACGAACUCAAGACAACCACCAUCUCUCCACCGACCACUCCGUACAUCGCGGAAGAAAGCUCACUCAGGAAGCUCCGCAAGAAGCUUCCGACCACAUUCAAUCGAAACCGUAUCACAGCCAACCGCGAAGAACAGGAUCAAGAACAACCGGACACUCCAGCAACGCAACUUCCGCCAGUGACUACCACCGUGGCCUUCAGUACUCCCACAUCUUUGUUCAACUUCCAGAACGAGAAUAAUGGACUGCGGUCACGGUUCCGACCAAGUGGAGGAUUUGACAUCAAACCAACUCGAACGAAAUCCAAGUUCAGCGACGACUUCGAAGAUCCGUUCAAAUCCGCUGAGGUCACUCGUGACAGCGAUAGCAACCGCGUCAACUUCAAACUACAGAACAUCAAGCCCAGCCUUCGACUGCCGUCUUCGUCUCCAUCGUUCGGUCCUAGUACUUCCUCGACGUUUGCCAGCUUCACCUCGGACGAAACCAGCGGUGAAGUCAACCGAACCAAACCGGAACUCAACCGACCUCGCUUCAGCAUCAAAGAAUACCGAAAUAAGCUGAACCGAACAACACCCACAAGUACGACCUCCACCAGCAGCACCACAACGUCCUUCUUCGGCGUGUUCGACCAGGACGUAACGACUCAGCCCUCGACGAAGUUGCGAUUCCCCACGAGGAAUCGUUUCGUGCUGAACUUCAGGGUGAACAAGACUUCCGAAUCGAAUGAAGUGCUCUCGCCCAACUCCGGAAGCAGCAGUAGCAGCACUACGGAAAAGCCGGCGGCGACAAUCAACGAUACGACCACCGUGAGGACAUCGUUCCGACCGACGGGAACCCGCGGGCAGUUCAACCGGUUCACGGUCAAGAAGGCCACUACGGAGCAGCCGCAGCUGUCAAGCGUAUCGUCCCGAGUGGUGAACCGAGGUCGCAUUCGGCUGCAGGAUACUACCACACAAUCGACACCGAAUCGAACCUCCAUCCCGGCGACCUUGAACACCAGCACCCUGGCGAACCGACGUCCGCCGAAGAUAAGUCUCCGGCAGCGAAUCCAGAACUACAACCGCAAAAAGGACACCGAAGGGUCGCUGAACAACCCGGAAGCGGAGAACAACAGUUUGCUGAAUUCGUCGGACGAGGUCAAGCAGUCUUUCGACGAUCUGUCGAUCCUGGGCAGUGAUGCGCAGAAUCGCUUCGAGGAAAGUCAAUCCGUGCCAUCGACUUCGACUAGCACCAGCACUACGACGACCGAGGGUUAUCGACAUCCGGAGACGGCCAUCAUGAAGAUAUCGCCCAAGGACUCGUCGGGCAAUGGCUACAAUAGCAACAACGACGGAGACUGGGAUUUGAACAGUGCUUCGUCUGAUUACUCCAAACGGGUUGUUGAGCUGACCCUGUCGGCCAGCAAGGACAAGGGCUUCAAAUCGGUCAACAAGGGCUUGCUGUCGAGGCGAGUACCUGGGUACUUUACGCUGGCCACGGAAGACCCUAUUCUGCCCAUCGAAGCAUUCUUUCCACAGGUGAAGAAAGUGAGUGCGUGAUGUGUGAGAGACUGUCAUUCGUUGAAAUGAGUGUAAAAUGUGUUCUUUGACUAACGAGAGCGAGAGUGAGAAUGAGAGCGACAAUGAUUGAUCUGCUUUUGGAUUUUCUGUGUGUAUAAGGAGUUGUUCUCUAUUAGACCUCAACUGGUUCGAUAAAUACUCAAGAAACUAUCAGUUUCAAAGAUCUUUA